AUGGCUGAUUACACCGAGCAGACUCUCUGCGAGCAUGAAGCAGAUCGUCAAACUCGAGAGGUCUAUCGGUAUUUCCAACCUUCAAAUCCAGCGGCGCUAAAUGCAGUAUGGCCUCCUGGCGACCAUUUAGCCACUACAGACGAUGCGUCGACCGCUACGAAUUCUGUUGUUCUGGAUGACGAGGUUUCUGAGACGAUCUCGAAUGAAUCCGACCCCCUGUACAGCCCGAAUACGACUUUAACGUCUCUUGCGCAGCUGGCAGCUCUACAUCUGAAUGCACAGCGUGCCUUGAUCACAAUAUUGAAUCGCGACUCUCAGUUCAUAUUGGCAGAAGCUACAAGAGCAACAAAGGUGGGAAGCUCGAAAUCACCCACUGAAAAGGGAGAAAAACUCUUCGCUGGAACAUCCACAUUGGCAAACUCUUGGAAUAUUUGUCAGGAAACAGUCAAAACUCAGUCGGAUGAACAGCAAGAUGGAACAUAUCCCUUUUUGAUUGUCAACGAUCUUGGAAAGGAAGAUCGCUACCGACAAUUGCCCUUCGUAGAAGGCGAGCCACAUUCUCGUUUUUAUGCCGGAACGCCCCUAACGAGCGACAGCAACAUCAAUUUGGGAUGCUUGUUUGUGUUGGAUCCUGAGCCCCGUGAAGGGUUGUCCGAUACUGAGAAGGAUACACUCGGGACAGUGGCAGCGAUGGUUAUGGACUACUUACAGGUCAGCCGCCAGGCCAUUGACGGACGCCGCGCCUCGCGGCUAUCGCAGGGCCUCCGUCUUUUCGUGGACGGCAAUUCGAGCUUCGCCGAUAAUGUUCCCAUUCCUCGUGCGCACAGCUCAAGCCAUAGUCCGUCCUCGCGGGCAUCGCCUUAUUGUAGGGCGAGUCGAUCUACAAGCUCUCGGAAUAGCAGUUUGAAAUUCCGCUCAGCACAGUUUGAGAAUGAUGAUGUGCCAGUCCAAGAUGGAAAUUCUCGAUCUUUGAGCCCGGGCUCUACCAAUGAAUUUGACAUAGGCAUUUCAGCUAGCUCAGCGCCAUCAUCACAUGGCUCGCGACGAGGCGACAACAAUUCGACUGUCUCAAGCAACUCCGAAUGGCUUUUUCAGCGAGCUGCGAACCUCUUACGGCAAAGCCUAGACUUGGCCGAUUCUGGCGGUGUGGUGUUUUUGGAGACUGGCGAUGACUCGUCAGAGAAGAUCGACGGCAGCCAUUGUUCUCCUGCUGAUUCCAAGUCUUCUGCGCCUGUUCUUGCGCUGUCCACCAGAGAUGAUCCAUUCGCAUACCAGGCGGGAUCUGAGGCAUCAUACCCAGCCGCCAAAUUGGACAAUGUCUUUCUAAAUCAAUUAUCUCGUCGCUAUCCCAAAGGUAGACUCUGGUCAUUUCACCGUGAUGGGACAUUGUCCACUUCGGAUGAAGAGCAAUCUAUCGGCGCCUCUCGGAAACGGAAUAAAAGAUCCGGGGCCUCAGAAGCCAGCAAACUGAGUGCCUACUUCCCUGACGCAUGUCAGGUCAUGUUUGUUCCACUAUGGAAUGCCACCAAUCUGCAGUGGUUUGCAGGGUGUUUCUCUUGGACUCCUCAGCCGACGCAAGUUUUCAGUCGGGCUGUCGACCUAAGCUCAAUUUUUUGGGGAGGCACUCACUUGGACGAGUUCCAGGAGUCUCUCCUCGAGACGGUGAAUGCAUGCGGUCGAACUCUCUUGGAUACGAUGAACCAAGUAUUGGAUUUUAGCAAAAUCUUGUCAUUGGAAAGGCAGAGGAAGAGGUCUAAGCACAGAAAAGACCCAUGGAAACCAAAAGCUCCAGACGAAUAUCCAGUGCGGCUGGAUCCACUCGUGCUAACAGACAUUGCCACCUUAACAGAGGAUGUUGUGGAUAGCGUGUGUUUGGGGCACUCCCAUAUCCAGAGGACAGCCACGUUAACCAACCAUCUCACUGGCGUUUUACCAAUUUCAUCUCCCACGCCAGCCACAGAGAGUAACAAAGUUGACUCCAAUCCAGACGUGGAGGUUAUCGUCGAUAUUGGUGACAACGACUGGCUUUACAAAGUCCAGCCCGGCUCGCUGAGGCGCUUAAUCAUGAACCUUCUUGGAAAUGCCCUGAAGUAUACCCAAAAGGGUCUAAUCUCUGUCUCCAUUCAGGCAACUGAGAAUUCAAAGGGUCGUUCUCGACGUCAGGGCCUUGAGGACAUGGUAACCUUGACUAUUUCGGACACGGGUAAAGGCAUUUCAAAUGAAUACCUUCGGACACGUCUUUAUACUCCAUUCGCACAAGAGGACCCAUUGUCGGUAGGUACUGGCCUCGGUCUGUCAAUUGUUCGCGGCAUUGUGGGAACACUCAAUGGAAAUAUCAAAAUCCAAAGCGAAGUAGGUGAAGGCACCAUUGUCAAGGUAUCAAUUCCCCUCGAGCGUCCAGUGGGAGAGAAUAUCCCGCCGUCAAAACUUCAUGUCAAAGGCUCGGAACAAAAGACACUUCCAGCAUCCUCCCAACUGCGUCAACUGGAUUUGACUGGGAAACGUGCUGCGAUAUGGGGGAUAGAUUCUUCCUGUCUUGGUGAGUAUCCAUUUUGGUCAUCGAUUGCUCGGUAUAUUACGGACUGGUAUGGCUUGAAGCUGGUGUCUUGGUCCGACAACGAGCAUAUUGAUGUUCUAUUUGCGAAAGAAAGCGAUUUGUAUAAAGAAGGGUUCCAACGUCUGCGCACAACAUUGCCACGCCUGCUUAUUUUUCGCAACGAUGCAGACAGCUCUAGUGAUACUAGGAUGCAAUGGUCACACCUUGCCGAUUCUUUGGCGAUUCUUCGUCGACCUUGCGGUCCACAAAAGCUCGCCAGAGGGAUUUUGAAUUGUCUUGAUUCGGAGCCGGCAUCUCCUACUCUGCGUUCACUUGCUCCUGGACCAGCAUUCGUGGUCCCAGAACGACCCAAGCUCUCGGGCUCAGCCCUACCAACUGGGAGGUCUACAUCGCCGUCAUCAAGAAAUCUUGAACCAACGGCUGCUGAGUCAUUUAAUCCUAUGCCAGGUUCCCGCACUUGCUUCAUGUAUUCUGCGGAACAUGAUGUUUUUGGACAGUCUCGAGAUACAGAAAGCCCUCGGCACAUCAUACCCGGAAGCGCAGCUUCCAGCACACAUACACCUUCAUAUACUCCGUCAUCCAGCGGCUCAGCCCUUGUUGGCUCCUCAUCUGGGACACAAAGCAGACCCCGAGUGUUGCUGGUGGAUGACAACGAUAUCAACCUUCGCCUUAUAGCGACUUUCAUGAAAAGACGGAAAGUCACGGAAGUAGAUACGGCACAGAAUGGCAGAGAAGCUGUCGAUUUCGCCGAAAGGAUGCUGACGGGGUACGACCUCAUUUUCAUGGACAUGUCUAUGCCAGUAAUGGAUGGGUUCGAAGCGACGCGUGCCAUACGUGCGAUUGAAAGAGAUCGAGAUGGCUGCGUUCCGGCCAAGAUCAUUGCUUUUACUGGACUCAGUAGCUUGCGCGACGAGUCUCAUGCUUUGGAAGCAGGAGUGGACUUGUUCCUGACGAAACCUGUUUCGCUCAAGGAAUUAUCACGGCUGAUCGACGAGUGGGAAAUUGGACUGUUAAAAUAA
Messenger RNA from Penicillium lagena, 3576 nucleotides. Its product is annotated as hybrid sensor histidine kinase/response regulator. The transcript has 4 exons. The record is from RefSeq and is a predicted model, not a curated record. Lineage: Eukaryota; Fungi; Ascomycota; Eurotiomycetes; Eurotiales; Aspergillaceae. Gene Ontology annotation, biological process: phosphorylation; phosphorelay signal transduction system. Bases 1 to 3576 code for a protein of 1191 amino acids. Gene Ontology annotation, molecular function: transferase activity, transferring phosphorus-containing groups.